Messenger RNA from Cicer arietinum (chickpea), 2292 nucleotides. RefSeq names its product protein SIEVE ELEMENT OCCLUSION B-like. Gene Ontology annotation, biological process: phloem development. The record is from RefSeq and is a predicted model, not a curated record. NCBI's taxonomy places the organism in Eukaryota, Viridiplantae, Streptophyta, Magnoliopsida, Fabales, Fabaceae.
UAGAAAGCUCAAACCAAUAAUUAAUUUGAUUGAGAUACAAAUCACAUCAUCAUCAUCAUCAUGUCUAAUAAUGCAUUCUCCUCUGCUCUAUCAAAUGAGCAGAAAUCUGAACUCCCUAAUCCCUUUGAACUUCAAGAUUAUGAGAUCGUUCACAAAGUUUAUCUCACUCACUUCAAUGAUGAUGAAAGUUACGAUAAGACAAUCCUUAUCGAGCUUGUCUCCAACAUCAUCUCUGCCUCAUCUCAAAUUUCUGCAACUAAUUCUAAUUCUGUUCUUAACACACAGGUUUUUUCCAAACCAGACUUCCCUGACCUGAAGAGGAUCUCAUGCCAGAUGAUAACGACACGUGGCACUCCAGAAUGUGUACACCUGACAACAAUGUGGAUUCUUCAACGUUUGAAAGGGUUCUCAUGGGAUGCAAAAGCACUUAUAACACUAGCUGCUUUCUGUUUGGAGUAUGGUGAAUAUUGGCACCUUUAUAGGCUUCAAUCAUCAGAAACAACAAUUGGAAACUCAUUGAAGCAAUUGAACCAAGUUGUAUCCAGAACAGUCUCAUAUGAUAUAACUGAUUUAGCCACAUUCUUAUUGGAAGUGCUUCGGGACAUUAUAAAGUGGUCAGCAUUGUCUGCUUUGGAUUAUAAUUUAGACGAAGUUCCUUCUCUGUCAGAAGCUCUGCAUGAAAUUCCUCUUGUUGUCUAUUGGACGCUUGCUACCAUUGUUGCUUCUACUGGCAACCUCGUCGGUAUAUCGGAGCAUACAUUAUCUGUUUAUAAAAAGAAGCUUACUGAAGUUUCUAAGAGCUUGAAGGAUCAUUUGGAAAAUUCUCAAGUGGAAAUUGAUGGGAUGAAUGCUAGUGGAGGGAUUUUGGCAAAGUAUGACAAGAUUAAAGAUGUUGUAGGUUUCUUGAGGCUUGUGACCGAAGAAGGCAAGGGAUCUGAUCAAAUACCAUCAAUAUUUAUAGACAAGAGCAAAGUUAAAUCGGGUAUUGAAGUCUUCAAGAAUAACUAUGUGUUGCUAUUCAUUUCUAGCCUAGACAGCAUUGGAGAUGAGAUUUCGCUAUUAAAUUCAAUCUACAAAAGAUUACAAGACAACCAAGAACCAAAGAUAAACGAUUUCAAGAAAGAGGAUUUCAAGAAAGAGGAUUUCAAGAUUUUGUGGAUCCCUAUUGUGGAUAUUUGGGAUGAAAAGUCCAAGGAACAGUUUAGGAAGUAUAAGGAAAGCAUAAAAUGGCAUGUGUUGGAAUAUUUCUCAGAGCUACCAGGGAAGAUAAUAAUAAAGGAGAGAUUGAAUUAUUCGGGUGACCCUAUUGUAUCAGUGAUUGAUCCUCAAGGUCAGGUGAUGAAUGAGAAUGCAAUGCACAUUAUUUUUGAAUGGGGAUUUGAUGCUUUUCCUUUUAGGAAAACGGAUGGUGCUGAUAUCCGUAAGAGAUGGAAGUGGUUUUGGAAUUUAAUGAGGAAAGUAGAUUACGACAUAGAGGAGAAGAAUAACAAGGACCGUUACAUAUUCAUCUACGGAGGCGACGACACAAAAUGGAUUCAGAAUUUCACAAAAGCAAUAGGAAGCAUUAAAAAAAAACAAAACAUAGGAGACAUUGAUUUCACCAUUGAGUACUACCAAAUAGGAAAAGAAGACCCAGCAAAAAUCCCAUACUUCUGGAUGGGUAUAGAUGGAAGAAAACAGAACAAAGCAUGCCAAGGCAAAAUAGACUGCGAAAUACAAAACGCAGUUAAAAUGUUACUUUGUCUCAGACGAGAUCCAUCAGGAUGGGUUCUUCUAAGUAAAGGGCAACAUGUUACACUUACGGGUCAUGGUGAACCUAUGUAUCAAACUGUUGCUGAUUUUGACAAGUGGAAAAAUAAUGUGGCUGACAAAGAAAGCUUUGAUGUAGCUUUCAAAGAAUAUUAUCAUAUUAAGCUUAAAGAGAUAUCUUCACGUGUUUCCUGUGCUUAUAAUUCUUCAAAUGUUUUGGCUACUAUAAGUUGUCCUAAUCCAAGUUGUGGACGUGUCAUGGAAGUUUCCUCUGUUAAUUACAUGUGUUGCCAUCGUGAUGAUCCAAAAAGUUGCUGCAAUUGAUUUGCUUUCAUUAAGGAUGAAGGAGGAUUUAUGUUCUUAACUUUCAUUAAUAUGUAUGUGUGUGUUGUUGGUCAAGACGAAUUUUCGUUGUGUGCUAUAGCCACUUUUGUUCCCCUUUCUUGAAUGGGUUGAACCUCAAUAAUGGCUUUAUAUAAUUCGUCUCUAUGUUAGUUACUCAAUCUUGUUUUCAUUGAAUAAAAUUCAUUAUGCUUACUUUAA